This is a messenger RNA of Gavialis gangeticus (Gharial), 5000 nucleotides long. RefSeq names its product septin 5 (gene SEPTIN5). Gene Ontology annotation, biological process: cytoskeleton-dependent cytokinesis; regulation of exocytosis. Gene Ontology annotation, cellular component: microtubule cytoskeleton; septin complex; septin ring. Gene Ontology annotation, molecular function: GTP binding; GTPase activity; molecular adaptor activity. The transcript is spliced from 11 exons. NCBI's taxonomy places the organism in Eukaryota, Metazoa, Chordata, Crocodylia, Gavialidae. The record is from RefSeq and is a predicted model, not a curated record. Bases 59 to 1204 code for a protein of 381 amino acids.
GUUGUUGUUGUUUUUUUUUUUUGGCCCAUGGUGGCUCUGUGUCUCGCCCGCCGUGGUUAUGGAUACAAUCAUUAUUCAGGAGCGAUUAGUGGAGAAGCUGCUUUCUCCCCGGACUCGGGCACAGAGAAGCCACUCAGCCAAGCUGAAGGACCAUGAGAAGCAAUAUGUGGGGUUUGCCACCCUGCCCAACCAGGUGCAUCGGAAAUCCGUGAAGAAGGGCUUUGACUUCACCUUGAUGGUUGCUGGAGAGUCGGGCCUGGGUAAGUCCACCCUGGUGAAUAGCCUGUUCUUGACAGACCUGUACAAAGACAGGAAGCUUCUCAACGCUGAGGAGCGAAUCAACCAGACCGUGGAGAUCUUGAAACACACCGUGGACAUUGAGGAGAAGGGAGUCAAGCUGAAGCUGACCAUUGUUGACACUCCGGGCUUUGGAGAUGCUGUUAACAACACAGAGUGCUGGAAGCCCAUCACUGACUACAUCGACCAGCAAUUUGAGCAGUAUUUCCGUGAUGAGAGCGGCUUGAACCGGAAGAACAUCCAGGACAACCGUGUGCAUUGCUGCCUCUACUUCAUUUCGCCCUUUGGGCAUGGGCUGAGGCCGGUGGAUGUCGAAUUCAUGAAGGCAUUGCAUGAGAAGGUCAACAUUGUGCCCCUGAUUGCCAAAGCGGACUGCCUGAUCCCUUCGGAGAUCCGAAAGCUAAAGGAGAGGAUCCGGGAAGAGAUUGACAAGUUUGGGAUUAAAGUUUACCAGUUUCCAGAGUGCGACUCGGAUGAAGAUGAGGAAUUCAAACAGCAAGACAGAGAGCUGAAGGAGAGCGCUCCCUUCGCUGUCAUUGGCAGUAACACAGUGGUGGAGGCCAAAGGCCAGAGAGUCCGUGGGCGGCUGUAUCCCUGGGGCAUCGUGGAAGUGGAGAACCAAGCACACUGUGACUUUGUGAAGCUGAGGAACAUGUUGAUCCGGACGCACAUGCAUGACCUGAAAGAUGUCACCUGUGAUGUUCACUAUGAGAACUACCGAGCGCAGUGCAUCCAGCAGAUGACCAGCAAGCUGACUCAGGACAACAGGAUAGAAAGCCCGAUUCCCAUCCUGCCCCUUCCAACACCUGAUACGGAAACAGAGAAGCUGAUCAAGAUGAAGGAUGAAGAGUUGCGGAGGAUGCAAGAGAUGCUGCAGAAGAUGCAGCAACAGAUGCAGGACCAGUGAGCGCUAGGAGGACGGGGGGGUGAAAGGAAUCCCUCCCCCCGGUGAUCUGCUGGGGCCCAGCUUGAGACGUGGAUGUUUUCGAGAGAAGUUCCCCAUCGCGUAGAGACUUGCGGGCAAGAGCUGCUCUCCACCCUCUAAUUUAUUAGCAGCGACACUGGCCCUGCAGUCAGCCGGAUCGUGGAGGAGGCUGGUCACUUCACUGUUUACUGAUGUGGGUUUUCUUUUUUCCCUCUUUUCCUAUUUUUUUAAAUAUAUGUGUGUAUAUAUAUAGAAGUCUGGGAAGUGUCUGAGGCAUUUUUAAAACCUCCCCCCCUUCCAGGUGUACUAACUGCUCGUUCGGGAAUGUUCUGGGAUUUCAAGUCAUGGUGUCUGUGGCAUCCAAACUUGAAGACUCUCUGUGUAAAUGCACGUCAAUGUUUACUCCCAGCCAAGGUGCGGUGACCCCAUCCCCCUCACCACCCCUUAGGGCCAGCACAGGUACCUCAAAAGGCGAAUGUUACCUCUGAGUUUUCAUGGAUUAGACCAAGCCAGCUGCACAUCCCUGCCUGGGCAUUUCCCAGCCACUGCUUCACUGCAAGGCACAGCAGGGGUUUGUCACUGAAACUGGCCCGUCGGGGUAUUCUUAAGGUGCCUGAACAUUCCUGCUUGAUUUUCCCAUUGAGAAGUUCCAGGAUCGUUUGCACUGAGAGGAAGGAGCCUUGCUCCCUAGGUCAGUAAAUACCAGCUUUCCACUGCCCUUAUUUAGGCCUUCCUAGUUUCGCAGGUGUGCCAUUGAAGGCCAGGCAGCAUCAGCCUUCAGAGAGGUGAUUGCUACUGGAUCAAUCUCCUGGGUGCCAGCAUGGCCUCAGCCCACUGCAGCCAGCAAAACUGAGGAGUUAGCAGGCGACAUGGUGGUUUUUUCUUCACUCCUUUCCCUGUUUAGGGUGGGAAGCAUGGAGGUCCCAUGGUUCAGCCCUUGCUAUUCAACCAGGUGUAACCCCAGUGCUCAUUUGGAGGUGUGAAAGGCUCAGGCCAUACCCACUGUUUGGAGCUGAAUGGUAAAAGCUACUGGGUAAGGAACAGCUUCUCAGAGCAGGGCCGUCUUUUCCCUCCAAGCAUGUGAAGCCCCUCAGGCACACUGCUGGCCCAUUAGCCCAUUUUGCCAUUUUCCCUGUACUUUCUUAAUGAGCGUGUGGGAGAGCUGAGAGCUUUGUGGAGGGGCAGAGCUGGGAGGGCAGGCUGCAACGGGAACGGGGGUGAUGAAUGGCUUGCCAAGUUUUCAGCCAGCACAACAGGUGUGCAGGUGUUACGCCAGGGACCAAGUGCAGCCCGGCAGGCCUUGCCCCUCCUGCACUGCCCUUUCUUACGGUAGCUUUAGGCUCCCCUUUUCCUCCUGUCCCCAGGCCUGGCAACCUGUCUUUUCCAGCUCUAGUGCUGGGAAGGCAGGCGGGAUCUGGUAGGCAGAGAUAAGAGUGCUCUGUCUGCAGCCUUUCUGUCUCGCUGCUGCUUCCUGCUUUAUUUUUACCAUCAGCCCCAGUGAGAGGAGAUCACCAGAAGUGUGGUGUGUCUGAUAGCAUAGGAUGUGCUGGGAAGGCUGAUGGGAAUAACAUCUUGCAGGGGCCUCUAAGUGAACCUCUCAUUUGGCUCUUUUCUACCUUGACUCCAUGGAGCUCAGGCAACAGGCUGGUUUCACUCUGAUGCACAUUGGGUGAGGCCAUUGUGCCCAGCCCCUAGCUUCUGCUCCAGUUCCUCUUUGUUCACAUGUAUCUGCAGCUUUGGGCUCCAUUGCUGGCUCCCUGGUGGUCCCCACUGUCUGUUACUGGCUUGGCUACGCAUAGCCAGCAUGCUAAAUACUGGUUUUAGAUCCUAGGGCUGGUCCUGGCAGCAUGUCAGGCUGGCUUCUCUCUACAGUGCCCUUGUCCCACUUGGUCAGUAGGUUGGGUGGCUCUUGUUCAUCAGGCCAAGCCACUUGUAUCUAGGCUGUGAUGCGGGGCUUGGUGCCUAAGAGGUCUCUCACCCAACGUGUAGGGGAUGCAUGAGUGAGCACCAGACUGAAACUCUGAGCUUUGAGCCUGGCUUGUUUAAGAUGCCUUUUACUGCCCCAGAGAAGUGCAGGAGCAUGAGGGACGUGCUUCCAUCUGGCAGAAGAGCAAGGCUAUUACCUAGGUGGCUCCUUUUUCUCUUCCCAUCUUCCCAUGUGAAGCACAUGCAAUUUGGGGCAAUGCCAGGCCAGGAUAGACUAGGGGUCUAUCUAAUCUGGUGUCCUGCCCCCCUCCCUGCCCCCACAGUGUCAGAUGUUUGGGGGGACCAAGCCUCCCUGCAGUGCUCCUUCUUGUGCGAUUAUUAUGGGGACAGUUUCUUCCAGGCCUCUGUUGGAAAUCAGCUGCCACCACACUAACUCUCACCAGUUUUAUCGGUACUACUGUAACUGCAAAAGCAUUGACAUGGCUGUACUGUCCCUCCUCUCUCCUGCUCCUCCCUUUUUUUUAAGCUUGCAAAGUUCCUUGUUUCUGUAUUUUCUGGGCAGUGCAUCCCACAAGAGAGUGACCUACUGCAGUAACAUCUCUAGACCAGCCAAGGGUGCCUGUGUUUUAAGCAAGUUCUGAUCUAAGACGAAGAGGAGAUCGUCUUCCCUUUAGCCUCAGGUGAUGACAUGGCAAAGUGGAAUAUGCAGCUGUACUGAUGGCUGCAGCAGUGAGCAAGGCGUUCAGACAGGGUGCUGCUGUGGACUUGAGGUAGUCGGGAGCUCAAGGCCCCUCCAGAAGUAUUGCUGACUAAGACAUCUGCUCCUCUUCUUAGUGAAGGAGUCUCCAUCACCUCAGUGCAAACUGCUGCUAAAUCAAGCAAUGAAUCACUGAUCCAUUCCAGUCGUGGGCAGAAGAGUGGGUUGUAGUUUGGGGUCAGGCAGAGAAGUACCUGCCAGUGAAGUGACUAGAAUGGCAGCUUCUCAGCUGGAGGUGCAACUUUUGCAGAGGUGAAGUGGGACCACAGAGACCCACCAGCAAAAAAAAGCUAGCCAGCUUCCUCCCCCAUGAGGUGAGGUAUGAUGGCUGCCUGGAAAGGGACCAGAAACUGAGCUGUCCUCUUGCACGCACUGGUGUCUGUCUGUGGAAGUGGCACUUGCAUGUUCAAAGAAUGGGUGUCUGUUACUGGCCCUGCUCUGCAGCCGGAGGAGCAUUCCUGGAUAAACACGGGUGUCUGUUUGGCCCGUGGGGCUGUAGCUCCCACUGACAGAGAAGGGUGUAAGUAGGGUGCUAAUCCACCCAACCUCACCACCCCCCUGCCCACGCACCUAUGUGUAACCAAAGGCAAACAUUGCCAAUGAUAGCACUUCUUAGCAGCUCUCUCCAGGGGUCUUGUCCUGCUCUGUAGCUGUAGCUGGGGAAGAGGACGGUCGGUACAACCCCUUUAACUUUGUGCCUGACUGAGGAGGUACCUGUUGUGUGGUACUGGCUUUGUGAUCACUUUGCUGCCCUGUCUGCAUGCCUUGUCCUUGGCCCACAUCCUUUUGGGGGGACUCAUUUGUGCUGUGUGAAGGCUUUUCUGCUCACUCAUCCCAGCCACAGCCAUGUGGUAACUCUGGCUUACUCGUGACCAUGUGACCCCACCUCCCCACGCUCCCUUCCAAGGCACUUCGUUGGUCUGUUUGAUUACUUUUUUUUUUGUAAAUUUUUGUUGAAAUGUUUGUUGUGAACACAGAAAAUGGAACCUUUUAAAACAUAUCCAUUUUAUUAAAAUGAUUAUUGUUGUUAUUAUUAUUAUUAUUAAUAAUGUUUACUACCUGAACUGAUCAGUGAAAUAAAUGCAUUAAAAACAC